Messenger RNA from Coffea arabica (coffee), 2070 nucleotides. RefSeq lists its product as uncharacterized. The record is from RefSeq and is a predicted model, not a curated record. NCBI's taxonomy places the organism in Eukaryota, Viridiplantae, Streptophyta, Magnoliopsida, Gentianales, Rubiaceae. Gene Ontology annotation, molecular function: nucleic acid binding; RNA-DNA hybrid ribonuclease activity. Gene Ontology annotation, biological process: DNA integration.
AUGACCGAUCAGCCUCUCAAGCAAAUUCUUUCAAAGCCUGAGGCAUCGGGAAGAAUGGUGAGGUGGGCCGUGGAACUGUCCGAGUACGACCUCAGCUUCCAACCCCGCACGGCCAUUAAGGCCCAAGCAUUGGCAGAUUUCAUAGCCGAAGGAGUCUCCUUCGGACAGCAGGAAUCGCAGGACGAGCUGACCAGAGACACAGCUAAGGCCGAGCGGGCCGGAGAAGCUGCCGAGGUCGCGCAGGCCGCCAAGUCCGAACUGAUCCAAGACGCAGCUGAGACCAGGCAGGCCGGAGAAGCUGCCGAGGUCACGCAAGCCACUAAGACUUCCAAGGCCGAACAGACCAUAGACGCAGCCGAGGCCAAGCAGGGCGGAGAGCCUGCCGAGGUGAUACAGGCCACAAAGGAAGCCAAGGCCGAGCUGAUCGGAAACACAGCGGAGGCCGAACAGGCCAGAAAUGCUGUGGAGGCCGAACAAGCCAGAAAUGCUGUGGAGGUCGAACAGGCCGCCGGAAAGGUAGGUCAGUCCAUUCCGACCUGGACACUGUUCGUGGAUAGGUCGUCGAGCAAGGAAAGAUGCAGAGCGGGACUUCUAUUGACCAGCCCCAUGGGGGAUGAAUUGGCCUACGCCCUGAGAUUUGAUUUCAGGGCCUCCAACAACGAGUCCGAAUACGAGACCCUGGUCGCGGGGAUGAUGAUAGCUCGAAAGUUGGGGGCCGAAUCAAUAGAAGUCUACAGCGACUCGCAACUGAUAGUAAAUCAAGUAGGGGGAAGUUAUGAAGUUAAAGAGGAGCCACUAAGAAAGUACGUCGCCAAAGUGCAUGAGUUGAGAGCUCAGUUCAAACUGUUCACGCUCAAGCAGGUCCCGCGAAACCGAAAUAAGAGGGCAGACGCACUGUCCAAGCUAGCCUCCACCUCAGUGGGCACGUUGAACAAAGAGGUCUUGAUGGAGGUCGUCAGGAAUCGGGCGUAUGAUCAGCUAAAGGACUCAAGCCGGGUGGAGGCACGUAGGGUCCUCCUCAAGUCACGGGGAUACGAGCUCUCGGGUGGGGUACUUUACAAGAAAUCCUACCUGCGUCCAUGGCUGAGGUGCAUAACUCCGGAGGAGGGAGACUACAUCCUGCGUGAGCUGCAUGAGGGUAUCUGUGGGAACCACGUCGGUCCGAGGGUUUUGGCCAAAAAAGGAAUGCUGUCUGGAUAUUACUGGCCCACCAUCUUCCUGGACUCGGCCGAGCUGAUAGACCUAUUGGGUCCGUUUCCCCGAGCUCCUGGGGGCUAUGAACACGUAGUGGUGGCUGUGGAUUAUUUCACCAAGUGGGUGGAGGCCGAGCCCCUAGCCACCAUUAGCAGCAGAUCAGUCCAGAAUUUUCUUUGGAGAAACAUCGUCUGUCGAUUUGGUAUACUUCGGGUCCUGGUCUCAGACAACGGACGACAGUUCGCUGACAGUUCUCUCCAAGGCUGGUGCGCGGAGCUUGGAAUCCGGCAGCACUUCACCUCGGUAGGUCAUCCUCAAGCCAAUGGACAGGUCGAGAACGUCAACAGGACAAUCCUGCACGGCUUGAAGAUGCGAAUGGAGUCCGCCCGAACUGGGUGGCUGGACGAGCUGCCUACCAUACUGUGGGCUUACCGAACCACUCCCCGAACUGCCACCCAGGAGAUUCCUUUCGCUCUUACCUACGGGGCAGAGGCUGUGAUUCCUGCCGAGAUAGGUGUCCCUUCAGACAGAGUCCAGAAUUUCAUAGCUCUGGACAAUGAGGACGAGCUACGUCUUAACUUGGAUCUGCUAGAGGGAAGGAGAGAAGAAGCGGCCAUACGUAUGGCUAAGUACAAAGGACAGAUCGCGCGACACUACAAUGUUAGGGUAAGGCCUCUAUCCUUCAAACCAGGAGACCUGGUCUUGAGGAAGAAUAGCGUGAGUCGGCUUCAAGGCACGGGCAAGUUGGGCCCAAAUUGGGAAGGUCCCUAUGUGGUGAAAGAGGCAAAUCGAGCUGGAUACUGCAAGUUAACCCACCUCAGCGGGGAGGAGGUCCCGCGUACCUGGCACAAUUCCAACUUGAGGAUUUUCCAUUAA